AUGCCGCAAAAAUUAAACACAGAUUAUGAGGACGUAAGAUAUCUAAAAUUAAAAGAUCAAAUUUGUCAUAAUCAUUAUAUGCAAUAUGUCGAACCUAUUCAACGUAGACGUCCGGAUGCAUCAAAGAAUUCUUCGAAGAGAUGA
Molecule: messenger RNA, 144 nt
Organism: Entrophospora sp. SA101
Lineage: Eukaryota; Fungi; Glomeromycota; Glomeromycetes; Entrophosporales; Entrophosporaceae
Source: the annotation of a GenBank genome assembly